Molecule: messenger RNA, 846 nt
Organism: Mytilus trossulus (common blue mussel)
Lineage: Eukaryota; Metazoa; Mollusca; Bivalvia; Mytilida; Mytilidae
Exons: 2
Coding region: 202-585 (127 amino acids)
Source: RefSeq, a predicted model, not a curated record
UUACAAACACAAGUUAGUCACCACGUGGCGAUAAUUUCAGUCAAGGCUGGCUUUGUUUAUGUGUAGGCCACUACGGGUUCUACGAAUGAAGACGGCAGGGGCAUUGGUAUAUAAAGAAGAGCAAUUAGCUCGUGCAAGCAUAAUUCAAAACAUAGAAUAGGGCAAUAGUGUUUCAAGAGUAAUUAACAAAGUGAGUUAAUCAUGGAGAAAAAAGAAAUGAGGGAUUUUUUGGGAACAACCACCCAUUUUAAUCCUGCUAUGAAUCAAGUCAACCCAGAUGAUGCUGCCAAAGCAAAAUUCAAAUUCAAAGGUGCACAUUAUAUGGGAGCUAAUCCUGAGGCUGGGGUCAGAACACAUCAAGGUAGUCCGAAAAUGCAAAUAUUUGGUCAACAGUUUAGACGCACGAGAUCAGAAAGUUGUGGAAGUGAAGGAGAACCUUCAUCACCCAUUGGAUCACCUAUAACUACCCCACCACUUCAUGCUGCCAUGCAAGCCAACACUCAAUCUCAGUUUGGAGCUCCAGGAGUAUCAAUAGCAAACAGUCUAAAAAUGAAGGAGCUUAGACAUGAAUUUGAUUUCAAAUAAAUAUUUCGUCCAAGAACUAAUUCUAGUCGGAUUGGUCGUUUUCAAGACUAGUGCUACCUCACGAGGGUAUAUAUGUGUACAUAUUGUAGUGAUCUCUCAUUGGUUUGAAUUUCCAUGAAUGAGUGCAAAGAUAUGACUGAUUGUUUGCGAUCAAAUCGCUAUCGUGGUGAUAAUAAAAUUGUGUUUAGUGUGCAUAAGGUCUCAUAAUGAUAUUUUGUGUAUACAAUAUUUUUUGUCAGAAAUAAAUUGUUUACAAAGUUG